This is a messenger RNA of Micromonas commoda, 870 nucleotides long. RefSeq lists its product with no specific name. The record is from RefSeq and is a predicted model, not a curated record. Bases 1 to 870 code for a protein of 289 amino acids. Gene Ontology annotation, molecular function: snoRNA binding; protein binding. Gene Ontology annotation, cellular component: Pwp2p-containing subcomplex of 90S preribosome; small-subunit processome. The transcript has 8 exons. Gene Ontology annotation, biological process: maturation of SSU-rRNA from tricistronic rRNA transcript (SSU-rRNA, 5.8S rRNA, LSU-rRNA). Lineage: Eukaryota; Viridiplantae; Chlorophyta; Mamiellophyceae; Mamiellales; Mamiellaceae.
AUGGCGGAGGCGGUAAACUUUUUGAUAGAAAACGAAGUCAGCGAGGCACAGUUCUACGAGAGGGCAGCCGUUUUUACGACGCAUGAGAUCCAAGAUAUAUUCAAAAGGCGCUCGCGUUUUGAAUACUUGCUGAGACGCCGUCGGGUUGAUGCAUCGUGCUACACCAACUAUAUUAAAUUCGAGCAGAACCUGAUAGAACUUCUCAGAAUUCGCGAGGCACAUCGAGGCCACGGUAGUGCACUCGUGCACGCUGUAUGUCACAGUUUUAUUAGUAAGGUUGUCGUCCUUUACCGGAGAGCUCUUCGAGAAACCAAAGGGAACGUGGGCCUUUGGCUGAGGUUUGCCACAUUCUGUUAUCAACACGGCAAUCGGCGUUUACUAUCGAGAGUCAUCACCCAAGCACUGCAGAUGAAUCCGUCCUGCGCAGGCCUUUGGGCUUUUGCUGCUUUCUGGGAAUACACAAGUCAGGGUGAUGUGUCCGCAGCACGGCGUUUCUUUCUACGCGGUCUGCGAAACUGCUCGCACGGCAAAGUUCUUUGGCACGAAUACUUUCGCUUGGAAGUGUCUCAUGCCAUGAGUUUAGCCGCCAGGUGCAAACUUCUCGGCCUUACAAUUCUUGAUCUACCGCGUGCAGAACAGGCCAACGGGGCAGCUGAGAGGGUAUUAAAUGUUGCAAGUCUGAGACAUCCAGAUGAUGUUGUAUUCCAGCUUUAUUUUGUCGCUAUAGCUCUCGGGAUGUCGGAAUCAACAAGCAACGUCGUAAAUCGCGUCGAGGAGAUCAUCGCUUCGCGCAUCCCUGAUACGGGAAAAUGGCGCACCUUUCAUCGCGAGAAGUGCCUUUCCAGGGUGAACAUGAACGCCAGCUUCUGA